AUGAGGAACCCACGACGUAAGAUAAGGAGAGCACAACCGUCCGAUGAAAUGGAAAAGGGACCAUAUUACGACUCUGAUUUUGAAGAAAGUGAGUUAGAGUCAGAAUCAGAGAGUGAAUCAGAAAGGGCAUUUGUUGUCGAUGAAGAAUUGGGUGACUAUGAUGCAAAUGAACACACCACUUUUCCUUUUGAUGCCUUUCUUUAUGAUUUGUGCAAUGUUCCUGUUUACAAUAAGAGGGAAAAUGUUGAUGAUGAAGUCAUUAGAGAAGAAGGUCAUUCUGAUAAAGAAAUUGAAGAUGACGAGGAUGAGGUUGAUCAAAAACCAACCAAAUAUAGUGUUCAUGACCCUUCUGUUCAUUGGAAGAAAAUGAAACCACAUUUAGGUGAAAACUGGGAGUUGUUUAUUAAGUUGCUUGUAGAAGACCUUGGCUUAGAGUUAGGUGAAGGGCUGACAAUUAUUUCUGAUCAGCAUAAGGGCUUAGUAGAGGCUGUAAAGGAGAAGUUACCAUUAGUUGAGCAUAGGCAGUGUGCCAGACAUGUGAUGUCUACAAUACACUUAACAUGGAGGGGAGAUGUAUGCCCUACAAUAUUGACAAAGCUGGAUGACUGGUGUAAAGAUAUGAGGUUGUGGAGUGUUGUAGCUAGUGAAACAAAUGUAUUUGAAGUGAGACUAGGAUUUGAGUCUUUUCAGGUGGACUUAGGAGAACAAUUAUGCACUUGUAGAUUAUGGGAAAUAUCUGGGAUUCCAUGUGUCCAUGCAUGUGCAACUAUGAACCACACACAACAGCAACCUGAAACACUGACCAGUUCAUGGUUUUCCAAAGAGAAGUUUGUAGAGACUUACAAAGGCAAUAUCAGGCCUCUAAAUGGUAGUAAAAUGUGGGCCAGGACACCAUAUGCCAAGCCACUGCCAUCACCUGCAAGGAGGAUGCCAGGAAGACCUAAAACCAGAAGAAGGAAACAUGUCACAGAGAAGAAUGGAGAGUACAGGAAGAUAAAGUCUGUUGGAGGUACAAAGAUAUGCCAGAACUGUUGGGAGGAAUGGCAUAACAAAAGAACCUGCAAGAAUCCAACUAAGCCCCAAACUCCAAAGGAAAAGAAAAGAAAGGGUAGGCCAGUGACUAGGGAUGUGGCAAUGAAAAAAACAACAGCAUCCACAAGUCAAAAGAGUCAAAAUAGUCAACACACUCAGGAAAUGGAUGGGCAAAUGGAUGGACAGGCAAGGUGUAACAGUCAAAAAAGGGUAAAGCAAAGGCAUCUCAAUCUGUUAAAGGGAUACAUGAAGUUGCUUGCAUCAGGAUACUCAGAGGAUGAGGUGUAUCAUGUACUAUAUGAACAAGAUUUAGAUGUUGAAGUUUUGGCUGAAGUUCCACCUGUUCUUGAAACUGUGCAUGAAGAAGUUCCAGAGGUUGAAGAAGAUCCAGAGGUUGAACAAGUUCCACAUGUGGCUCAAGUUGACAUUGUACCAGAAACAGAGGAUGAAGGCAUUGCUGAGACACCACCAUCCCAAAGGUUGAUGAGAACAAGGAGGCCUUCAGAGAGAAUUACUAAAAUUCAGACUGGAAUGAAGGCUGUUGGAAAGAAGGUUGCUGGACCAGGUCGAAGUAGGUUGGACCCUGUUUCUUUGGAGUAG
This is a messenger RNA of Lactuca virosa, 1632 nucleotides long. The record is from the annotation of a GenBank genome assembly. NCBI's taxonomy places the organism in Eukaryota, Viridiplantae, Streptophyta, Magnoliopsida, Asterales, Asteraceae.